This is a messenger RNA of Nymphaea colorata (pocket water lily), 1894 nucleotides long. Its product is annotated as UTP--glucose-1-phosphate uridylyltransferase. Bases 232 to 1653 code for a protein of 473 amino acids. Lineage: Eukaryota; Viridiplantae; Streptophyta; Magnoliopsida; Nymphaeales; Nymphaeaceae. The record is from RefSeq and is a predicted model, not a curated record. Gene Ontology annotation, biological process: UDP-alpha-D-glucose metabolic process; glycogen metabolic process. Gene Ontology annotation, cellular component: cytoplasm. Gene Ontology annotation, molecular function: UTP:glucose-1-phosphate uridylyltransferase activity. The transcript has 21 exons.
AUCGAGGUUGCGUCAGAGCUCCGCAAAGCGUCGGGUAUUUCGCCGGAAUAUUCUCUCUCGUGCGGGACAGUGACGAAGUGGGAGGGGCCCAGCCUCGGAGCCCUAUAAAGGGCGUUGGAAUCUCUCCAACCUCAUCGUUGCUGCCCUGCUGAAGCGUCUUUUCAGGAUUUGCCGGUCUUUUUCCAGUUCCCGACUUUGUUGUCCGAGGAGUGAUCUCCGUCAGGGGCGUUCAUGGCUGCCGUUGCCGUCGAAUCAUCUGAGAAGCUCGCGAACCUUAAAACUGCAGUCGCGGGGCUCGGUCAGAUCAGCGAGAGCGAGAAGUCAGGAUUCUUAAGCCUCGUUUCACGUUAUCUCAGUGGCGAGGCACAGCAGAUCGAGUGGGAGAAGAUACAGACACCCACUGAUGAGGUGGUUGUCCCUUAUGACAGCUUAGCACCUCUUGCUGAUGGUCCUUCAGAAACCAAGAAGCUUCUCGAUAAGCUUGUCGUUCUGAAACUUAAUGGAGGUCUGGGGACUACAAUGGGGUGCACUGGUCCUAAGUCUGUGAUUGAAGUGCGAAAUGGACUAACCUUCCUUGAUCUGAUUGUGAUGCAAAUUGAGUCUUUGAAUAACAAGUAUGGAUGCAAUGUGCCCCUUGUUCUGAUGAAUUCCUUCAAUACACAUGAUGACACACUAAAGAUUGUGGAGAAAUACACAAAUGCCAACAUUCAGAUUCAUACUUUCAAUCAGAGUCAAUAUCCUCGCCUUGUAGUGGAAGAUUUUCUUCCAUUGCCAUGCAAAGGCCAAGCAGGCAAAGAUGGAUGGUACCCUCCUGGCCAUGGCGAUGUUUUCCCCUCCUUGCUGAACAGCGGCAAGCUUGAUGCAUUUUUGGCACAGGGCAAGGAGUAUGUCUUUGUUGCCAACUCUGAUAACUUGGGAGCUGUUGUUGACUUAAAGAUCCUCAAUCAUUUGGUAAAGAACCAGAAUGAGUACUGCAUGGAGGUGACCCCAAAAACCCUUGCUGAUGUUAAAGGUGGUACGCUUAUUUCCUAUGAGGGCAGGGUUCAGCUCUUGGAGAUUGCUCAGGUCCCAGAUGAACAUGUCAACGAAUUUAAGUCCAUAACAAAGUUCAAAAUCUUCAAUACCAAUAACCUAUGGGUGAAUCUGAAGGCAAUUAAGCGACUUGUUGAAGCUGAUGCACUUAAAAUGGAAAUCAUUCCAAACCCUAAGGAGGUAGAUGGAGUUAAAGUACUUCAGUUAGAAACAGCAGCUGGAGCAGCGAUACGGUUCUUUGAUCGUGCAAUUGGUGUCAAUGUUCCAAGAUCUCGGUUCCUUCCAGUGAAGGCAACAUCAGAUUUGCUACUUGUCCAGUCGGAUCUUUAUACUGUGGUUGAUGGCUUUGUGACUCGAAAUGAGGCAAGAACAAAUCCAGCAAAUCCAACAAUUGAGCUAGGGCCAGAAUUUAAGAAGGUUGGGAACUUUUUGAAAAGAUUCAAGACCAUUCCUAGCAUCAUUGAGCUUGAUAGUUUAAAGGUGUCUGGUGAUGUAUGGUUUGGUGCUAACGUGGUAGUCAAGGGAAAUGUGAGCAUCAUUGCUGAAGGUGGGGAGAAACUGGAAAUCCCUGAUGGAGUGGUCAUUGCCGACAAGGUCGUCAAGAGUCACGCUGACAUCUGAAGAGCUUACGAUGAGCAACUUUCUUCACUCCAGUCACAUGCCUGCUAUUCCUCGUCACCCAUGUAGAGUCCUGUCGUUUGCGAUUUGCCAUUCCAUCUUUCUGGAGGCUGAUGAUCUCCCUUUAGCCUUGAUCUAUGUCUACGGACUUGUUAUGAUAUAAGUAGACCGAGCCAUAUGAAAUUUUGUUCAAUAAAAUUUUGACCUUAAUGUCAUUAUUUAGUCUUGAUGGGGUUUGCCUUUA